Molecule: messenger RNA, 2581 nt
Organism: Oldenlandia corymbosa var. corymbosa
Lineage: Eukaryota; Viridiplantae; Streptophyta; Magnoliopsida; Gentianales; Rubiaceae
Source: the annotation of a GenBank genome assembly
AAAAAAUCGAGGGAUUUGUCUAGCAAACCUAACACCACCAUUAUUUCUAACAAGAUGACCUGACGUGAGGUCGUGAGCAUCUCAGUCAUUUCUUAUGACCUCACCCACCGAUGACAUCAUAUCAUUUUCACUAUCCUCUCAAUUUCUCUCGUAAUAGUAGCUCAAAAAUGUACCAAUUUCUCCCAAUCGAAUCCAACGGUUGAAAUUAACGCCAUAAACCGGGACAAAAAAUUCUCCCGACACUCUCAGUGCGAGAAAUACUUAAACAUUGACGAGACCCAAAGCCCAAAUUCUUCCCUAUAUAAUUCAUUUCCACCAAUUUUGCUGCCGCCCGGAGAUCUCUUUACUCAAUGGAAAGGGAGAAGAAGCGGAAAAGGGCCGAUCACAAUCAUCAACGCCAGGUUAAUGGCGUCGGCGAAUUGAGGAGGAAAGAGAAGGACGAGGUGCCGGCUCCGGCGCCGGCGACGAUGCCGGUUCAGCCUUCGGAGGAAGAAGUGGAGGAGUUUUUCACGAUCUUGCGGAGGAUGAACGUGGCGAUUAAGUAUUUCGAUAAGGGUGGGACCGGGAGAGGUGGUGUUAACGCCAACGGCGACGGCGGUAAGAGGAUGGGGCCGGAGAUUUCCCAGGUGGAGGGAUUGAAGAUCGGGAGGGAGCGGAAGAUCGCGGAAAAUGGUGGGCCCAAGAUCGGUUUGGAUCUGAACUUGAUGCCGGAAUCGGAGAUUUGACACAGAACCGGUCGUUGGCCUGCGGUCCGAUGGUAGUUUUUUAAUAGUUUCAGCUACCGCGGCACACGUUAGACGAUGAGAACUAGUGAAGGCUAAUGUCAGCCGGAAGGUAAAAACUACAAAUGAAUUACUACUACUGUUAAAUUAUCCUCCCAAUAGACGACUUAAAUAAUCCUGUUAUUUUCACUCCUCUUUUUUUUUUUUAAUCUCGUUUUUUUUUUUCCCUUUUUUAUUAUAUGAAAAUGGGGAUAUAUUGUGACUUGUGAAAUAGAUAUAUUCCUUGACUGUGUAAAUAAAAUAAUAGUAGUAGUAGUAGUGAGUGGUAUAAUUUGACUUCCCACGUUGAUUUUUAUGCCUUAAAUGGUAGUAGCUGCUAGAGUAGGCUAGCUAUCAGAUACUGGCUCAGGUCCCUCUUAAAAAACCUCAUUGUCAUAAGAAAUAAAUGAGAUUUUGUCAUAUUUUUGGUUGGGUAUCGCUUCUUCCAUUUAGUGAAGAAGCUCCAGCCACUCAAAUUUCUCAUAUUUGCCCUUUUCAGAAAUCAGAAUGUUGUGGAAGUCGUUGAUAUUCCCAUAGGAGGGUUUAGUAAUUUUGUUUAUGGUGGUCGUAAUUCGUAAAGUGACGCCAGCUUCUCUCGCAACUGAAUUGAAUCGUUUUGUUUCCUGAAAAAUUAUAUAUGUUGCACCUAAUCUCAAAGUUCUAUAGAGAAAUCCUCAGGUGGCUCGUUUUUGAAUUUUUUUUGUAGAAUUGAAAAUAUUGGCUGUUAGGCAUAUAAGCUACUCCUAAAUCAUAUGGUUGUUAGUAUAUUUUGUUGUAGAGGUACAAUCUCAGUCAUAUUGUGGGUGGCACAGGACAAAGAAAAUACUCUACUCACAGGAAAAUAUUGUAAAAAAUUGAACCCUUAUAACAAGUAAGAAAAAAUAUUUUUGCUUUUUUCAUUUUUUUAUCACUUGUGGAAUAUGGUAUUUUUACUUAACUUUAGCUCCUUCAUUGUACUCAAAUAAUAAUAAUAAUAAUAAGAAAAGGAUGGAAAUGGAUGGAAAAGACUAAAGAGGUGUCAUUUCAGAUCCCUCGCUAAGCCCAAUAUCUUUCAUCAGGACAUCCCCAUUGACAAUGAUGGCCAAGGGCCCUAAACCUCUAAAUCAUGUAUUCUAAAUUGCAGCAAAAUAGACCCAAGAUGACUCUAGUAUCGUUCCAACUUCGUACCAGAUAAAAACAUAUGGCCUUUAAACAAACAAGCCCGAGCUUCACUCUUAUAUCAACUGGGAUAGUUUUUUACUAUUUGCGAAAACUCUGGGUUGAUGUAAAUGCUAAUUAUAAGGAUGGAAACAUCACCUUUAAAGUUCUUUUUUUCCUUUGUCUUCCAACGGAUGUCCUGCACCGUUAUCCGACUAAUUCAAAUUUGAAUUGGCCGAUAAAUAUUUUAAUCACGCUUCUAUGCUCAUGUCUGAGUUUGAACCUAGAUCGCAGUUAUAUUAUAAAUUUGAAUUUGAACUAAACAAUAAUUUUGAGAGGAUGCCAUUUUCCAUACAUAUGCAACUGUGGGUAGUAGUUUCCAUCCGCCUUAAACCAAGCCUUCGUCUCCAGUUUCAACCCUGGCCCAUAAAUGAACAAGUGGGGAGAAAAUAUCUAGAUGGACCUAUUUGUUGAUUCCCUAGCGUGGGCCUGGAUAUCCUGAAUGAAAUAGUAGAUAGGUGAACAAAUUCAAGAUGAAUAACCUGAAGCCUGAGGAGUUCUAGUAAAAACACAAAUCUCCCACUAAGAACAAGCGAAAAAAAUGUUGAUUUUUGUAAUUAUUAUUGCACUCUACAGUCUCUAUUUAUCUCAAAAAAAUUAUUACACUCUAUUUUGAAAUAAAG